GUUAGAUGCGAAAAUUGAUUCUGAUGAAAGUGGAAACGAAGAUGAUCACCCCCGACUGAUAAUUAAACAAGAUUUUCUGAACGUCUUUAAGUCGCAGAAUGUUGAGCCCUCACUUCCCCCACAGAUCUUAUCCGACAUAAAAAAAUCAUCUAUGCAGCUUGUCCUUUGGAAACCAAUGCCAGUCCUUGGGUUCUGUGAAGAUGAAGUUAAUGAGGAAGAAGACUUGACCGUCAGCGUAAAGACAGACACCAGUCCAAACACCGAAGAUGACAUUAUGGCUGACCUAGUUGAUGAAGAUAUGGACUUAUGACACAAUCGUUACGACAGACGCACCAGUAGAUAAAUGUGUGGAAUUAUGACAAGAAAAUUUGCAGGAUUGGGAGAUGGGUUGUACAAAAAAUAUAUACUUAUCACUCACCACAAUAUCAUAAGUUGAAAAAAAUAUAUAUGUAUAUGUACAUAUAUCAGCAAUUAAUUUUAUCAUCUUCAUUGUUGGUAUCAUAUUUAAUAUCAUAAAUCCUUGUUAUCAGUAUGACCAUGCUCAUCAGCCAUUGGUCACUGGUGGUGCCAGAGUAUGAAAUUGGGGGUGGGGGAAGAUAAAAUUUUAGGGUGGGUGGGGGGGUGGAGAAAUAUUUUUUUCCAUAGAACUAGAGAUACAAUUAUAAUGUAUCACAACACACAUGAACGGGUAACGCUUUUAUCCAUGUGCUUGUUUUUUUUUUUAUUUAAAUGCUCGGUAUAUCUAUUAAAAAUGUAAAUAUUUUGUUAAA
Anneissia japonica is the source of this 770-nucleotide messenger RNA. RefSeq lists its product as uncharacterized. Lineage: Eukaryota; Metazoa; Echinodermata; Crinoidea; Comatulida; Comatulidae. The record is from RefSeq and is a predicted model, not a curated record.